AUGAAACAUAUUUUAAGCUUUUUAUUGAUCUUAAUAAUUUCGAUUGUUUAUAAGUCUGUCGUAGUGAACAUAAAUCAACAUCUUGUGGCUCGUUCUGCAAUACCAAUUGUCGAUAAAACUUGGGAAAAUUGGAAUGGUGCAAUUAAAAUUACACCAGAUGCAAUUUUUAAACCAUCUACACUUGAAGAUCUUAUUUAUAUCGUAAAGCUAGCAAACACAAAUAAUAAAACCAUUCGAUGUAUUGCCCAAGGGCAUUCUGUAAGUUUACUGUCUGUCACAAAACACUAUCUGGUGGUAGUUACAAGUUUAAAUCGGAUCACUAUACAAGAACAUCCAAAAUAUGGUUGGACUGUUACUGCUGAAGCUGGUACAUCAUUUGCUGAUCUUGAUGAAGCACUCCGAAAUCAUAAACCUUCAUUAACUCUUAAUUCUGAGACUGUUUAUAACACCUUUCGAGUAUCUGGUGUUUUAGCAGUAGGUGCACAUGGUGCAAAGACUACUUCAGGCAUUAUGGCUGACCAACUUAUCUCAAUGAAAAUCGUCAUUGGUUCUGGUGACGUAUGUGAAUUUAGUGAAGAAAUAAACAAAUCAGAAUUUGUUGCUGCGAAAGUCAGCUUAGGUUUACUUGGUAUAAUCUAUUCUGCAACUUUUCGUGUACAACCUAUGUACAAUCUUCGUAUGAAUGACAAUUAUAUUCCAGUAAACGUAUGGCUUAAUCCACAAACUAUUAAAAAUCUUUUAGAUUCAUCUGAUGGUAUUGAAAUAUUUUAUUGGCCAUUUAAUGGAUUCAUUCAAAGUGAUCCAAAACCUCUUGACCCUAAUAGAGAUUUACUUUGGGUCAAGAAUUGGGUAAAAACUGAUGAAGUUGUGAGUUUCACGCAACAACAAAUCAAACAAUUACGUGAAGUCCAAUCACAAGGUCUUAUUCACCAGUAUCAGAUCAUAAGUAGUAUUUUACAAACUCCUGAAGCAACUCCGAACGUUACCACCUCGAUAUGGAAUGCUUUUGUCAGUGCUGGCAAUACUAGUUUUGUAUUUCAGGCUCCUGAUGCUUUCCAUUACAUAUCUAGCGAAGAAAGUAUCAAGUUUGAACUGAUAGAAUUUGGUUUCAAAAUUGAUCCGGAUUAUUCCAACGUUGCUGAUGCAUUUUCUUUCCUAAUCCAAACUAUGUAUGAAUUUGCAGCACAAGGAAAAUUUCCACUAAAUUAUAUUGCAGAGUUUAGAAUUAUAAAAUCAUCUAAUGCAUUAUUAUCUACUACAUUUGAUCACGAUCCAAAAGCAUUAUAUUGUCAAUUAGAUAUUGAGGCAGCUCUUGAUACUCCAAGCUGGAAAGAAUUUGCGGAAACAAUUGCGCAAAGAUUUUUCGAUAAGUACAGAGCAAAAGUUCAUUGGGGAAAAGGAUUUGAAUUUUUGCCUAAUGUUAUACCUUAUCUUUCUGAUGUCUUAUCAGAUCAAAUUAAACAAUUUGAGAAAGUACGUGAAAAGUAUGACCCUGAUAAGAUUUUCUUUGAAAAUCAGGCAUUGCAGAAUAUAUUUAAUUAUGUUUUGGAUUCAUAA
Molecule: messenger RNA, 1557 nt
Organism: Cetraspora pellucida
Lineage: Eukaryota; Fungi; Glomeromycota; Glomeromycetes; Diversisporales; Gigasporaceae
Source: the annotation of a GenBank genome assembly